This is a messenger RNA of Solanum dulcamara, 2096 nucleotides long. RefSeq names its product protein IQ-DOMAIN 3. The transcript has 6 exons. Gene Ontology annotation, molecular function: protein binding. Bases 289 to 1734 code for a protein of 481 amino acids. The record is from RefSeq and is a predicted model, not a curated record. Lineage: Eukaryota; Viridiplantae; Streptophyta; Magnoliopsida; Solanales; Solanaceae.
CUCAAUUCAUUAGUUGGAAUUGUUCCUUAAUCAAGAUCUACUUUCUCUCUCUCACUAUACAAAUGCAAAAAAGGGUCAAAAGAUAGAGGGGUCCAACUCUUUUCUUAUCUUUUUGUUUUCUGUUACAGAAAAAAAGAAGAAGAAGAUGCCACAUUGCUGUGACUCUUGACAGAGUAAAAAAGAAGAAAAAAGCUGCAGUCUUUGAAGAAUACAAGAACAAAAUAGAAGCUUUUGUGAGAUCUCUGAAGCUCCAAGUUUAAAGGAUAAGGCAAUUUGUUGUACAAGAAGAUGGGGAAGAAAGGAAGCUGGUUUUCUUCAGUAAAGAAGGCUUUGAGCCCAAAUUCUAAGGAAAAGUCUGACAAGAAAGAUAGUAAAUCAAAGAAGAAAUGGUUUGGGAAAGAAAAGCAGCCACUCCCGGAUUCUUCAACUUUGAUGGUUGCCUCAGUGUCUCCUCCUCAACCUGUUCCUCCAGUGGAAGAGGUCAAACUGGCUGAAGUGGAAGAAGAACAGACUAAACAUGUGUAUUCCGUUGCAGUUGCUACAGCUGCAGCAGCCGAAGCGGCUGUUGCAGCUGCUCAGGCUGCUGCAGAGGUUGUUCGAUUAACUACAAUCAAUCAAUUUACAGGCAAAUCCAAGGAGGAAAUAGCUGCAAUCAGGAUUCAGACGACAUUUCGAGGAUAUCUGGCUAGAAGGGCAUUAAGAGCUUUAAGAGGACUUGUCAGACUCAAAACAUUAGUUGAUGGACCAACUGUCAAACGGCAAACUGCAAAUACUCUGAAAUGCAUGCAGACUUUAUCUCGUGCGCAGUCUCAGAUUAGUUCUAGAAGGAGCAGGUUGUUGGAGGAGAACAGAACUCUCCAGAGACAGCUUAUGCAGAAGCAUGCAAAAGAACUUGAGAGUUUGAGGAGAGGAGAGGAAUGGGAUGAUACUCUACAAUCAAAGGAGCAAAUUGAAGCAAGUUUGCUCGGCAGAUUUGAAGCUGCAAUGAGACGAGAAAGAGCACUCGCUUAUUCAUAUUCCCACCAGCAAACCUGGAAGAAGUCAUCAAGAUCUACCAAUUUGUUGUUUAUGGAUCCAACCAAUCCUCAAUGGGGUUGGAGCUGGUUAGAGCGGUGGAUGGGUGCUAGGUCUAGGGAAAACCAAAACAUGUCCGAGAAAGAACUGAAAAGUGAUCAAAUGUCCGUUAGAAGUGCCAGUAUGAGCAUUGCUGGAGGAGAAAUUACCAAGGCAUUUGCCCGUCAUCAGCUGAAUUCUGAACUCCCUUCUUCUCCUUCCAGCCAAAAACCAAACCGUCCUUCAAGCCGCCAAUCUCCUACUACACCUUUCAAGCCCUCCACAGCUAGAAAACUGAAACCAGCAAGUGCAAGAGUCAGUGCAAUAAACCAAGAAGAUGACACACGAAGUGUGUUUAGUGUUCAAUCAGAAAUGAACAGGAGGCAUAGCAUUGCAGGAUCAUCUGUAAGAGAUGAUGAGAGCUUGGGAAGCUGCUCAUCAGUACCAAGUUAUAUGGCGUCCACUCAGUCAGCAAAAGCAAGAACAACACGGUUGCAGAGUCCAUUAGGUGUGGAAAAUGGCACACCACCAGCAAAGGGAUCAGCAGGUUCUGUGAAGAAGCGACUCUCUUACUCACCUUCACCAGCCAUUACAAGGCGGCAUUCAGGCCCACCAAAGAUCGAGAUUACCCCCACAAACACCUCUAUUGCUGAUAAAUAUGUGAAUGGAGUUGUCAACUAGCUCAUCUUGUCACAAAGUAAUAAGCUGCACCGCAGCCCUGCUAUACCAGUUAAACGCAGAGGAGAUAUGAAGAUUUGGAACAAAGGCAUUUGUUGAUUGACUCAUGCAGCUUCAACUCCUCCAUAAAACCAACACGAAUUCGUUACUGUAUGUGCAUUCCUGCGUGGUGCUUGAUUUUUUAAUUUAUCAGAAAAAAAAUGAUACUUGCUGCUUAAAUAUUCGCUUCUCCCACGAGUGUUGAUGAAUUCAGAUUGUGAUAGUUUGUGAAUUUAUUUUAGAGGAAGCAUUUUAUUGUUUGUGAUUAUAUAUGAUUCCAUCUUUAUUAUGUAUACAAAAUGGUGAAACAAGAGAGACUUUCUUUA